Molecule: messenger RNA, 805 nt
Organism: Scaptodrosophila lebanonensis
Lineage: Eukaryota; Metazoa; Arthropoda; Insecta; Diptera; Drosophilidae
Product: phospholipid phosphatase 6
Exons: 3
Coding region: 32-709 (225 amino acids)
Molecular function (GO): sphingosine-1-phosphate phosphatase activity
Source: RefSeq, a predicted model, not a curated record
ACGUUUGCAAAUUUAAUAUCUUCUACCUAGAAUGUCAGCACAAAAGAGAAAUACAAACGGAGAGAAGCAAUGUGACGUGGCCGCAUAUGUGAGCUCCGGUUCUACAACCAUGCUUCAAUAUUUACUGGAGAUUGAUAAGACAGCUACCAAAACGGUUGUUUCCUUUUUGUUGAAAUUCGCAUCAAUUAAAUCCUUAAGGGUUCAUUGUAAAUUUCUUGAGUAUUCAUGCGAUGGAAUCGUUUGGCUGGCGUCCUGGACUGCAUUUAUCUGGCUGGUCAAUUCGAAGAAUCUGUUUCAAAUGCAGUUAAAUAUGUUGAUUGGUCUGUUAUUGGACAUUGUUGUUGUUGCUUUACUAAAAGCAAUUGUAAGACGAAGGCGUCCUGCAGUACCCAAAGAUACAUAUACGAUUGGUCCGGAUAAAUUCAGCUUUCCAUCAGGGCAUGCAUCGAGAGCUUUUUAUUUACUUUUUUUCUUUACAAAAUUAUAUUCUAUACCGGUGGUAUUUUGGAUGCCUCUUACAGCAUGGGCUGUAAGCGUGACGCUUUCUCGACUUAUUUUGCAACGGCAUUAUCUUUUAGAUGUUCUUGCUGGAACAAUUAUCGGCAUUCUUGAAGCAAUUUUCCUUGGACUCAUUUGGAUCAGCGAAGAAUCUGCUUUAAGCAUUAUUGGAUUUGUAUCCGAAGACAAUGUACCCGGUGGGCCAGAGUAAUGCAGUAUAGAAAACAAAGAAAACGAUUAAUAUGUAUGAAAACAUGCGUGAUAUAUGUACAUAUAUAAAUAAAUAAAAUGACUCGACUUUUUUUUA